AUGGACAUGGCCUGUCCGCGGGGGCCUGCCGGUGGGGUGGGCGCCGGGGCCGCCCCUCCUCCGGGGCAGCCCCGCGAGUACAAGCUGGUAAUGCUGGGCGCCGGGGGAGUCGGCAAGAGCGCUAUGACCAUGCAGUUCAUCAGUCACCGUUUCCCUGAAGACCACGACCCCACUAUUGAGGAUGCUUACAAAAUCCGAAUAAGGAUUGAUGACGAACCUGCCAAUCUGGACAUUUUGGACACGGCGGGCCAGGCAGAAUUUACUGCCAUGAGAGACCAGUACAUGAGGGCAGGUGAAGGAUUUAUUAUCUGUUAUUCUAUCACGGACCGCCGAAGUUUCCAUGAAGUGCGUGAGUUCAAGCAACUGAUCUACCGUGUUCGGCGUACAGAUGAGACCCCCGUCGUUCUUGUGGGAAACAAGUCUGAUCUGGCACAACUGAGACAGGUCUCCAGAGAAGACGGCCUGUCCCUGGCCCGUGAAUUCAGCUGCCCCUUUUUCGAGACGUCCGCCGCCUUCCGCUAUUAUAUCGACGAUGUGUUUCACGCCCUCGUCCGGGAAAUCAGAAGGAAGGAGAAAGAGGCGGCGAUGGCGUUGGGGAAGAAAUGCAAGCCGCGCACCACCGUUUGGAAAAGGCUGAAGUCUCCGUUCCGGAAGAAGAAAAAUUCUGUGACGUGACCAGAAGGCUGCCUCCA
This is a messenger RNA of Euleptes europaea (tarantolino), 692 nucleotides long. RefSeq names its product Ras like without CAAX 1 (gene RIT1). Gene Ontology annotation, biological process: Ras protein signal transduction. Bases 1 to 675 code for a protein of 224 amino acids. Lineage: Eukaryota; Metazoa; Chordata; Lepidosauria; Squamata; Sphaerodactylidae. The transcript has 5 exons. Gene Ontology annotation, molecular function: calmodulin binding; GTP binding; GDP binding. Gene Ontology annotation, cellular component: plasma membrane. The record is from RefSeq and is a predicted model, not a curated record.